GCCCAAGACAGAAACUGCAGCUUAUUGAUGAGUUCUACAUGUUUUGUCUGUGUGUUGCUGCUGGCCUUAAAGAGAGAGUUUUGGCUGGGAAGUUUGGGGUGAGCACUGAUACAGUGAGUUGUGUUUUGAUCACUUGGUCAAAUUACUUGUACCUUGUACUGGGAUCGGUUCAAAUCUGGAUGACGCGGGAGCAGGUGAGAAGAACAAUGCCUGUGAAAUUCCAGCAGGUCACCCCAAAUCUGAGGGUCAUUGUUGACUGCACAGAGUUCAGACGCAAGAACCCAAAGGCGCUCACCCUCCACUGUGAGACAUUCUCCACACACAAGAGCUACACCACCUUCAAGGCAUUAAUUGGAGUUGCACCCUCUGGUGCAGUCACUUUUGCAUCCAAAGUUUUCACUGGCCCGAUCUCUGUGAAGGAGUUGGCAUGGCAGUCAGGAAUUUUGGAGUUACUGGAGCCAGGGGAUGAGAUCAUGGCAGACAAGGACUUCUUCUUUGAGAAGGCGUUGGUGGCUGUUGGGGCCAAAUUGAUCACUCCACCUAUCAAACACAAAAGCCACUUAAGCAGAGAGGAAACUACGAGGAGCCAGGCCACAGCCAGACUCCGUAUUCUCAUUGAACAGGCAAUUAGACGGAUAAAAGAGUACCGCAUUUGGGAUUCACCAGUUCCCCUCACCUUGGCAGGCACUGUAAACCAGAUAUGGUCCUGCUGUUGCAUGAUGGCGAAUUAUCAGGGUCCUCUAAAUCUUGAAGAAACAAGUAGUACUAUUGUUCAGGCGAUUUAAAAAAAAAAAAAAAGGAUCCCCUUCUUCCCCUGCCAGGUAAAUAUUUCCUCUCUUAAUUUCACCUUCAUACAACUGUGAUAAAAUGCAUUAUCUUAUACUGUAUUUUGCAGUUGUAUAUUUAAGAUGCACAUUUUCAGUCCUUAACAAUUUGUAGAACCAGAUUAACAAGCUGCCAAGUAUACGCUGGAGUUACAUUAAGAGUUUUCUAACCUCUUUUUUGGUAUACAUUGGAGGUGUUUACUUUGAAAAGGUUGUAUAUUAAAGUCAACAUGUGUUAUUGACUGAGGACUGCUCGUCGCCUUUGCUUCUUUGAUGGCUUUGUUCAAAUACUUGUAAGUGUCAACUGGUCAUUUAUGAUCAUUUAUUGUACGUCUGCAAAUGCUUAAAUUCUGCUGUCUUUUUAAGUGAGGCUUUCUUCUGCAGAAAGUGUUGAAAAAGUUCAUGUAGCCAGCAGCUCUGAGUGAACUAUGGACUUAUGUUGCACACCUAAAGGCAUAACUUAUCUUCUUGAAGGUCAGAGUUCAACUUUGCAAGACAAAUAUUUACAGAGGUGGUGCAACAGAGGCAGGAAUCAGAGGUUCAUUGUUGUUCAGUGGAAAAAAAAUAAUAAAUUAUUCUCAUAGUCUGGAAGAGUCUCUGUUAAAUAUAUUGUUUCUCUCCUCUAGAAUACAUCCUCACUUCCUGCCCCUCUCUUAUGGAGCUACAUUAGGGUCAAAUGUUUUGUACUUGAAAAAAUAAAAUUUGAAACUGAAAAUUCAUGUGUUGAUCUUGAAUUUUGAAAAAUACAACAAUGUAUUCAAAAUAAAAAUAAGUAUAUGAAACAUUUUUUCAGGUUAAAUAUAAUUUUGAUUCACUUUGGUAAUUCUUUUGAAUGAAUAAUUUAUUUUCAUUUUUCACUUCCAUAUAUAUUUUAACAUUUGAGGUCUUAUUUUUUUCAGUUGCAUGUUUUAUCUUUUCAGAUUCAGGUCACGUGUCAAUAAAAACUUCAUUAUAUGCG
Molecule: messenger RNA, 1782 nt
Organism: Epinephelus moara (kelp grouper)
Lineage: Eukaryota; Metazoa; Chordata; Actinopteri; Perciformes; Serranidae
Exons: 2
Coding region: 39-785 (248 amino acids)
Source: RefSeq, a predicted model, not a curated record